Molecule: messenger RNA, 994 nt
Organism: Achroia grisella
Lineage: Eukaryota; Metazoa; Arthropoda; Insecta; Lepidoptera; Pyralidae
Exons: 1
Coding region: 59-934 (291 amino acids)
Biological process (GO): DNA integration
Molecular function (GO): nucleic acid binding
Source: RefSeq, a predicted model, not a curated record
CCUACUUUCUGGUGGCUAUCCCUUUGAAACGGUCGGUGUCGAUUAUGCCGGACCUAUUAUGUCCGCUAGUCGACAAGGCCGCGGUUGUAAGCUAGUAAAGGUUUAUAUUUCAGUUUUUGUUUGCUUCACUACCAAAGCUAUUCAUUUAGAGUUGGUAGGCGAUUUAACUAGUAAUAAUUAUAUACUUGCUUUACGUCGAUUCAUUUCGCGAAGAGGUAAACCUGUCAAUAUUUAUUCCGAUAAUGGUACCUCAUUUGUGGGUGCAUACAACGACAUUUCAAAAUUUCUAAAGACGAAUUGUAAUUCUUUAGGCGAAAGUGCAGCCUGUGAUGGCAUUGACUUCCAUUUUAUUCCGGCGUAUGCUCCUCAUUACGGAGGUUUAUGGGAAGCGGGUGUAAAGUCGACAAAAUACCACUUACAGAGAGUGUUGGGUAAUUGUACAUUAACCUAUGAAGAGCUUAACACCACUCUCAUACAAAUUGAAGCAGUGCUGAACUCUCGACCCCUGACACCACUUUCUUCGGAUCCUGCGGACUAUAAUCCAUUAACCCCAGGCCAUUUUUUAAUUGGGCGGUCUCUGACUUCUUUGCCAGACCGAGAUUAUCAAAGACAUUCCACAAAUAAUUUAACACGGUUCCAACGCAUUGAGCAAUUACGACAACAUUUUUGGGCUAGAUGGAGCAAAGAGUACAUUGCAGAAUUGCAACAACGUGUUAAGUGGCGUACUUGCAAGGAUAAUUUAAAAUUGAAUACGUUGGUAGUAAUUAAGGAGGAUAAUCUUCCGCCAUUAAAGUGGAAAUUGGGAAGAGUUGUGGGAGUUCAUCCUGGUCUUGACGGCAUAGUACGGGUUGCUGAUAUCCGGACAUCCACUGGAGUUAUUCGGCGAGCCUUUAGCAAAAUCUGCCCAUUACCAGUAUCAUCGGAGUCUGAUUGAAAGCGCAGCUUUCAAUGCCGGGGGGCAUGUUGUGAAGUCAAAGCGCCUACUUAUUUUAUU